Molecule: messenger RNA, 2825 nt
Organism: Exophiala mesophila
Lineage: Eukaryota; Fungi; Ascomycota; Eurotiomycetes; Chaetothyriales; Herpotrichiellaceae
Product: ATP-citrate synthase subunit 1
Exons: 3
Coding region: 470-2521 (683 amino acids)
Biological process (GO): fatty acid biosynthetic process; tricarboxylic acid cycle; acetyl-CoA biosynthetic process
Cellular component (GO): cytosol
Molecular function (GO): ATP citrate synthase activity
Source: RefSeq, a predicted model, not a curated record
CAUAGUUGUUGCUGGAUGCUUUGGCUGCAUUCAACGUGUCCCUGAAGUUUGAAGGGCCACAAGGGACUCUCCACAGCCCUCCAAUUGCAACUGCCCCUUCAUCUCAACCUGGUUACCCUCUGAGCACCUGGCACUUUGGUCUGGCAAUUUUUGGCCCUCAUCAUCGUCCUGAGGCCACAUACUGUCACAACUUGACCACCCACUCCUCAACCCUGAACUCUGAACUCUCGAGCCUCAGCACAUCCCAUUUCCCAUAGCUUGAUAUUUCUCUUUGCUGGAUCUCAACCACAUCCCCUGACCUGCAUACUUCAUUCACUCAACCGUUGAAUCAUCUACUGUAAGUGCAAUAAUAUCCCCCGAACCCCCUGCUGCCCUCUUACCCCACGGCAAGAAGACUCUCGACACCGCAGUCUAUCACAGGAUUACAUUGUCUUUAUUGUUCUCUCGUUUUUCUACUCAAUCCUCAUUCAUGGGCUUACCCGUUCGACAGGAGUCUCCUCCCACCAUGCCUUCCGCAACUCAGGGUGCUUCAAACGGAGUGCCAACCAUCGACCUCCCCGAUGGUGCUUCGACUCCAGGAUCAGAGACUCCUUUCUCUGCCAACGACAACAUCCGUCGUUUUGAGCCUCCUUCAAGGGUCCCAAGUCCCGCACAGAACAAUCUCUUUCAUAACAAGACUAGAUGCUUUGUCUACGGUAUGCAGCCAAAGGCUGUCCAAGGCAUGCUCGAUUUCGACUUCAUCUGCAAGAGAACUACUCCCUCAGUGGCCGGUAUCAUCUACACCUUUGGCGGUCAAUUCGUCAGCAAGAUGUACUGGGGAACCACCGAGACCUUGAUCCCUGUCUACCAAUCCGUCGAGAAGGCCUUUGAGAAGCAUCCUGACGUUGACACCAUCGUCAACUUUGCCUCUUCUCGAUCUGUCUACAGCUCCACUCUGGAACUGAUGAACGUGCCUCAAGUUCGUUCAAUCGCCAUCAUCGCCGAAGGUGUUCCUGAGCGACGUGCUCGUGAGCUGAUGGUCAAGUCGAAAGAGAAGGGAAUCACAAUUAUUGGCCCUGCCACCGUUGGUGGCAUCAAGCCUGGCGCGUACAAAAUCGGAAACACUGGUGGCAUGAUGGACAACAUUGUGGCCUCCAAGUUGUACCGCAAGGGUUCUGUUGGCUACGUCUCCAAGUCCGGUGGCAUGUCCAACGAACUCAACAACAUCAUCUCCCAAACCACCGAUGGUGUUUACGAGGGUAUUGCUAUUGGAGGUGAUCGAUACCCCGGUACUUCAUUCAUUGACCACAUUAUGCGCUACCAAGCCGAGCCCGAGUGCAAAAUCAUUCUCUUGCUCGGUGAGGUUGGUGGUGUGGAGGAAUACCGCGUUAUUGAGGCUGUAAAGAACGGCCAAAUCACCAAGCCCAUUGUUGCAUGGGCAAUUGGUACCUGUGCCAGCAUGUUCAAGACUGAAGUUCAGUUCGGUCACGCAGGCGCAUCAGCCAACUCUCAGUUGGAGACGGCUGUUGUCAAGAACUCGUCAAUGAGAGAGGCCGGAUUCUUUGUUCCAGAGACCUUUGAAGACCUGCCACAGAUCCUCAGCGAAGUCUACCAGAAGCUCGUUAAGCAGGGCACCAUCAAGCCUGCCAAAGAACCCGUCGUUCCCAAGAUCCCUCUCGACUAUGCUUGGGCUCAAGAAUUGGGUCUUAUCCGAAAGCCCGCUGCCUUUAUCUCCACCAUCUCCGACGACAGAGGUCAAGAGUUGCUGUAUGCAGGCAUGCCAAUUUCGGAUGUGUUCAAGGAGGACAUUGGUAUCGGAGGUGUCAUGUCGCUCCUUUGGUUCCGUCGAAGACUGCCACCGCAAGCCAGCAAGUUCUUGGAAAUGAUCCUCAUGUUGACUGCCGACCACGGUCCAGCUGUGUCUGGUGCCAUGAACACCAUUAUUACCACUCGUGCCGGCAAAGAUCUGAUCUCCUCUCUCGUUGCUGGUCUCCUGACUAUCGGUUCUCGUUUCGGUGGUGCUCUCGAUGGUGCUGCUGAGGAGUUCUCCAAGGCUUUCGACAAGGGCUGGUCGCCGAGAGAAUUCGUUGACACAAUGAGAAAGGAAAACAAGCUGAUUCCCGGCAUUGGUCACCGCGUCAAGUCACGAAACAACCCCGAUCUCCGUGUCGAGCUUGUGAAGGAAUUCGUCACCAAGAACUUUGCUUCUCACAAGCUUCUCGAUUACGCUAUUGCUGUUGAGACGGUUACCACUUCCAAGAAGGACAACCUGAUUCUCAACGUCGAUGGUGCCAUCGCCGUCAGCUUCGUUGAUUUGCUCCGAAACAGUGGUGCCUUUUCUCCCGAGGAGGCUGAGGACUAUCUGAGAAUGGGAGUCUUGAACGGUCUUUUCGUCUUGGGUCGCUCUAUUGGUUUGAUUGCGCAUUUCUUGGAUCAGAAGCGUCUCCGCACUGGGCUGUACCGUCAUCCUUGGGAUGAUAUCACCUACCUGCUCCCCACCUUGGGCAAGGGUGGUGAGGGUCGUGUUGAGGUCAGUGUAUAAACACGUCGGAUGCUGUGGGAUGUAUUUCAAGCGUAAGGCAAUCGAGUGAUGCAAUUCAUGAGGUUGGCGUUCAGUCUCCUGUGGGCGGAUGGGUAGAAAUAAGGACGUGAAGAUUUACGACAGACUUUUGUCGUUGGUGGGAAAAAAGAGAUGUCCUCGCCAUGUUGCGAGUUUCGUGUACAGCGAUACGGCUUUGCACAUGAUGUUAGCACGGUAUGAGUAAUAAAGCAUUGCAAAACGAUCAAUUCGACGGAAUGUGUACAAGAGAAGUUUACAUUCCAUAUUGUCAGCAGGCAUUCGUUUG